AUGAUUAAACAACAGCAACCACAGCAACUUAAGGCACAAAGCACCCAGAUCCCUCAGACCAUUACAUACGCCAUAUAUGCAUAUAAUUCAAAGACGGCAGAACAAACGCAAAGGUUGAAAUAUGGAGAUUUGGAGAUAGUAUUGAAAAAUGACCAUUUCGAAUUCGUUUGCAAGGGUGGUGCAGUGAUAUCAAAUAUAAAAGAAAUUUUAUUUAUGAAUUCAAAAAUUAAAGGAAUAACGGAUGAUAUAACAUCAAUUCCACCAGAAGAACAAAGAUAUUACGCAUUAAAUGCAUUUCCUAAAGUUUUGAAGAUUGGAAGAUUUAAUUUAAAUGAGGAAUUCAUAAAAGGUUUCCUAAAUGACAUAAUGAAGAAAGCAGAUAAGGAAUAUGUGGAUAGUGAGUUAAAUAAGAAAGCAGAUAAGGAAUAUGUUGAUAGUGAGUUAAAGACUAAAUUAGGGGAGAAAGCAGAUAAGGAAUAUGUUGAUAGUGAGUUAAAGAAGAGGACAGAUAAGGAAUAUGUGGAUGAAAAAGAUAAUGAAAUUAAAGAAAUGGUUGAAUGGUAUCAUGAAUGGACAUCAAAGAUUUUAAAAACUAAAGCUGAUACAGGAUGGGUUUCAGGAUGUUUAGACCUUAAAGCGGAUAAAACAUAUGUUAACGAUGAGUUAGAGAAGAAAGCAGAUAAAACAUAUGUUAACGAUGAGUUAGGGAAGAAGGCAGAUAAAACAUAUGUUAACGAAAUAUACCAAAGUUUGAUAGGAACAAAAAAUAUUGAAACUAUUGUUGGGGAUGUUUCUGUCAAUGAAGAAAACAAAUAUUUUAGAUGGGAGUUUGUACACUCCUUAAAAAAUGGUAUACGGUGUAAACUCAUUCCGAAAAAUAACAAUGAAAUGUAUGUAGGCUAUAUAAAGAAUAAUGGCACACAAGUUAAAGUUCCAUUAGACAACAACUGUUACUUAAACUUAUAUGGAGAUGAACAAAAGAAAUAUUUAAGAGUUUAUGAAAUGGCAGGUAUGACAUUGCCUGACCCAGCUCCAGCACCAUAUUAUUAUGACUAUGGAGAUGAUGUCAGAACACCACAUGUAGAUGAACAAAAGCUAACAUUAUAUUUAGAUUAUUAUAGAUAUAAAAGAUAUAAUGCAAUAGAAAAAACGAGAAUAGUAUAUUAUUAUACAGAUGACAGAAAUAAAUAUUAUAGUCAAGAUUUUACCUACCCUGAAAACAUAAGAUUAUAUUAUAAAAAAUAUUCUGACACAAACCAGAAGAAACCUGAAAUAGUUACACUAUAUCUUAAGUUCAAAAGAGACAAUCCUAUAAUAUCUCAUAUGUUUGAUUUAAUGAACCCAGUAGGUUCUAUUUAUACAUCUAUGGAUGCAAGAGGUCCUCAAGUAAUGUUUGGUGUUGGUGCAUGGGAACAAAUAGUUGACAGGUUUUUGUAUUGUGCAAACUCUUCAAAGGAAACAGGGGGAAGUAAAACGAUUUCAGGUGAAAAUUUACCUGCACACAGUCACUACAUAGAUUUAAGUACAUCUCAAGCAGGUUGGCAUAAGCAUAGAUAUUGGGAUUGGUCAGGAAUGACAAAAGGUAAAGGAUAUGAUGUUAAAGACGAUGUUAAGUUUGCCAUAAAUUGUUACUGGAGUGACACUCAGGGAGAAGGAAA
Molecule: messenger RNA, 1658 nt
Organism: Trichomonas vaginalis G3
Lineage: Eukaryota; Parabasalia; Trichomonadida; Trichomonadidae
Product: phage tail repeat-like family
Exons: 1
Source: RefSeq, a predicted model, not a curated record